CAUCUCUGAGCCCUGUCGCCCAUCUCCACAUGGCCACAGAGCAGGCAAAGGGGCAGCAUGGCCCAGACCUGGCCCCCGGCCCUCAGAAGCCCCUUGAGGGGGCCAUGGCUCCCACGAAUGGGGCUGAGGGGCACCCUUUGACCAGGAGGAAGAGCAAGAGGGGGCUUCGAGGGUCCCGGAAGGGCAGCUCUGGGGAGCAGACCCCCAUCCAGGGCCCUGAGGCCCCUGGGAGCAGCAAGAAUCCCUCUAGGACCGGAGAAGGGCAGGAGGGGCCAACCCCUGCAGCCCCUGGGUCAGCCUCUCGUCGCCAGUCCCACCGGCAUCGUUCUGACCCCCAGCAUGAUGCUGCUCAGAGGACAUACGGGCCCCUGCUCAACCGUGUCUUCGGGAAGGACCGCGAGCUGGGCCCCGAGGAGCUGGAUGAACUUCAAGCUGCCUUUGAGGAGUUUGACACCGACCGCGAUGGCUACAUCGGCUACCGGGAGCUGGGCGCCUGCAUGCGGACACUGGGCUACAUGCCCACUGAGAUGGAGCUCAUCGAGGUCUCGCAGCAUGUCAAGAUGCGAAUGGGUGGCCGUGUGGACUUCGAGGAGUUUGUGGAAAUGAUGGGCCCAAAGCUGAGGGAGGAGACGGCACACAUGUUGGGGGUGCGGGAGCUGCGCAUCGCCUUCCGAGAGUUUGACAAGGACAGGGAUGGACGAAUCACUAUGGCGGAGCUGCGACAGGCGGCACCGGCUCUGCUGGGGGAGGCGCUGCUGGGUCCUGAGCUGGACGAGAUGCUCCGAGAUGUGGACCUCAAUGGGGACGGCACUGUAGACUUUGACGAGUUUGUGAUGAUGCUUUCCACCCACUGAGGCUCCGGGAGAGGAGACUGCGUCACCCCUCUGGCCCCAGAAGCCAGCAGGGUUCAUGCUGCACACCCUCCCCACGAGGCCCGAGAUGGAAGAGACCCAGCAGCCCCCAGGCUUCUUCUGCCCCUGACGACACCUGGCUGCAAAGUUGGCUUGUGAUGUCACCGACUCACCCUCAUCCUCGUGUCCCUCCCACGGGAGCUGCCUGGAGGAAACCUGCCCUCAAGUGCCCAUCAUUCCCCGGUGUGAGCAAGAUUUGGAUCUCUCCAGCCCCUUGGGAGGUAGGGAGCUCCCUGGCACUGGCAGCAUUCAAAGACGUGGCAGUGCUGGGAGGGAAUUCUGGUAACAUGGUGAAUAGAGGGGGCGGCUGGAUGCUUCCCACUACUUAUUUGUAGAAGUGUUUAAAAAAAAAAAACAAACAGGGUGAACUUCAAAGAAAGAAAGGGAUGACCCCAGGUAGUAAAGCUAGGAGGUGGGAGGGAAAGACACCAUGGGGGCUUCAGACUUGGAGAGAGGUUCGGGAGCCUGGGCUGUGACACUCAGGGGUGACGAGGGACCUGCAAGAGGCUGGGGAGCAAGACGUGACCCUGAGUCCAUUCCAGGGUCUCAGAGGGCGACCCUGUUCUUGAGAAGGGACCAAACUAUGCCUCGACCUAGCAGGCUGAGGAAGUGGCAAGGGUACAGGGGUUCAAGGCCUCGAGCAGGAAAAGCUUCCCUGGAGAACGUGAAACUCGGGGCUGCACCUCGAGCAGGAGCGCGGUCUGUCACUACGGUCCGAAAAGCUGAAGAAAUAGGAAAAACCGCUGAGAAGGGCACUCUCUCCACCCAGGGCCCAGGAGGCUCAAAAUGAAAAAAACAACCACCCUGUCACUUCUGAAGAUGAAAUUACAAAUGAGACGAGGCAGAUGUGACAAACAGACUCAGCACCCAAGUGUGUCAAUGAUAGAACAGUCCAGAAGAGACCACAAAGUCAAGGGAAAAAAAUAAAGAUAAAAGAAGGAAGAGAGAUCAAGAUGCGGUUACAGGAUAAUAUGAGAAGAGAAAAGGAAGAUUUGAAAAACAGUAGCCCAGGGGCUGGCCCCGUGGCCGAGUGCUUAAGUUCGCGCGUUCCGCUGCAGGCGGCCCAGUGU
Molecule: messenger RNA, 1981 nt
Organism: Equus caballus (horse)
Lineage: Eukaryota; Metazoa; Chordata; Mammalia; Perissodactyla; Equidae
Gene: CABP4
Product: calcium binding protein 4
Biological process (GO): visual perception; regulation of voltage-gated calcium channel activity
Cellular component (GO): cytoplasm
Molecular function (GO): calcium ion binding; calcium channel regulator activity
Source: RefSeq, a predicted model, not a curated record